AAAGCAGAAAGCAGACAAAGUUGAAUAUUGUACUAGUCUCCAAAACAAAAAAAAUAAAGUUGGACCGUAUAGAGUAUAUUUUUUUCCACAUAACUAGUAUGUAUUCACAUUAAGUUCAUAAAAAAGCUAGAGUAGUAAACCCUAAUAUCUUCUUCACUCCUCCUUCCUAGCUCACUUCUUUUUCUCACCUCAUUUACUAAUUUUUAGUAAUAUAGCUGGCUGCUAGCUAAGCUCUUGUUUGAAUGUUUUUGUUAGAUCGAAGAGAUGAAAAGAUCAGGCUCUAAUAAUGAAAGAGAAGAAAAAGACACUAGUAAUAUAUUCCCAAUAUACUCAUCAACUCGAUCUCAACAAGACAUGUCUGCUAUGGUUUCUGCACUCUCUCAAGUCAUUGGUAACUCUUCUUCUUCUGCUGGUGGUGAUUCCUCCGUGGACGCCGUGCAUGUUGAUCCACUAACCCUAAUUCCACAAUCUACUCAGCAAAAUCAAUCUCAAUCGUCUAUUCAAGAUCAAGGGAAUUCAGAAAGAAGGCGGUAUAGAGGAGUUCGUCAAAGACCAUGGGGUAAAUGGGCAGCAGAAAUUCGGGACCCAAAAAAAGCAGCUAGGGUUUGGCUUGGUACUUUUGAAACUGCAGAAGGUGCAGCACUUGCUUAUGAUGAAGCUGCUCUUAGAUUCAAAGGAAACAAAGCUAAACUCAAUUUCCCUGAAAGAGUUCAAGGACAAUUCCAAUACUUUAAUCAACAUCAAUUUACACCUGCCACGUCAUCAACUAAUACGUUUGAACAGAAUUACCCUAAUGUUCAUCACUAUGCUGAUUUGUUACUUCGUAGUGACAAUAAUAUUGAUUUGAAUUUCGACGUUUCACCAAGUACUUGUUAUCAGUAUUCAUCAUCAGGAUCGUCUUUUGAUAUUUCGCAAUCAUCAGUGGAAUUGCCAGUUUAUGAUGAGCAGCAACAAGUAAGUAUUAAUUAUAAUUAUCAAGAAGAUGAAGAAGAAGAUUUUAUGAAAUAUUCUGGGUCGCAUUUUGGAAAUUCUACUUCAAGUGGUGGACCUCAACAUGAUGAAAGUAAUUGGGAAGAGUAUAAGCAGGAAAAGUAACUUUCAAUAUGCAUGACGAUGGUAUCAGAGCCAGCUAACAAAUUAAAGGUCCUGAGUAUGAACAUCCCUGUACGUGUUUGGACCAUGAAAAAGAAUCAGGCUUGCAAGUGAUGAGUAUUGUUGAGAAUAUAAGGAAAUAAAUAAAUAUGUGUUGUCUCAGUCUAUGAUCUAAUGGUAUAAGCUUAAUUUUAGAAGGGAUAGAGACGUAUCUUAUAUUUUUUUUUUUAUCACAAGGAAAAUUCGCAGCUGCUAU
Messenger RNA from Solanum stenotomum, 1348 nucleotides. Its product is annotated as ethylene-responsive transcription factor ERF114. Gene Ontology annotation, biological process: regulation of DNA-templated transcription; ethylene-activated signaling pathway. Lineage: Eukaryota; Viridiplantae; Streptophyta; Magnoliopsida; Solanales; Solanaceae. Gene Ontology annotation, molecular function: DNA binding; DNA-binding transcription factor activity. The transcript has 2 exons. The record is from RefSeq and is a predicted model, not a curated record. The coding region runs from base 265 to 1095 and encodes 276 amino acids.